Messenger RNA from Drosophila biarmipes, 2010 nucleotides. RefSeq names its product esterase B1. The transcript is spliced from 3 exons. Lineage: Eukaryota; Metazoa; Arthropoda; Insecta; Diptera; Drosophilidae. The record is from RefSeq and is a predicted model, not a curated record. The coding region runs from base 107 to 1807 and encodes 566 amino acids.
CUGCCAAAUAUCUGCGAUCAGUCUCACGGGAAACGUCGUUCGAGCUAAUAGUUCCACCUUUAGCAACCUUGCAUAGAACCAAAGCAUUCCAAGUACCGACCAAGUUAUGGAAGUGCAAGUGGGAUGGCCAAAGUUGCUCAAGAUGGGGGCCCAGUUAGUGGGGCACAAGGUUCUGCAGUACCGCCUGUCCACAGGUCACACUGUGAUUUUGGACACCAAGUACGGACAGGUUCGAGGGCUUCAAAGAAAGACGGUCUACGAUAAGGAACUUUACUUCGCCUUUGAGGGCAUUCCGUAUGCCAAGCCGCCGGUGGGUGACCUCAGAUUCAGGGCUCCUCAGCCCCCGGAGCCCUGGCAAGGAGUGCUCAACUGUACCACCAACCGAUCCAAGCCCCUGCAGAGAAAUAUGCUUUUGGGGAUCGUGGAAGGCAGCGAGGAUUGCCUGCACCUAAAUGUGUAUGUCAAAAGCCUGAAGUCAGAGAAACCCCUGCCCGUGAUCGUGUGGAUCUGCGGAGGGGGUUUUCAGAAGGGCGAGGCCUCCAGGGAUGUUUACAGCCCCGACUACUUCAUGAAGCAGCAGGUGGUGUUCGUCUCCAUCAACUACAGGUUGGCCGCACUGGGUUUCCUCAGCCUCAAGGACCCAAAGUUGGAUGUUCCUGGAAACGCGGGCCUCAAGGACCAAGUGAUGGCCCUGCGCUGGAUCAGCCAGAACAUAUCCCACUUCAACGGCGACCCCAACAAUAUCACAGUGAUGGGGGAAAGUGCGGGCUCGGCUUCCGUUCACGUGAUGAUGACCACGGAGCAAACGCGUGGUCUGUUCCACAAAGCCAUCUUGCAAUCCGGAUGUGCUCUUAGCGAAUGGGCUGAAAGUCCGGAUCACAAUUGGGCAUUCCGGCUGGCUCAGAAUUUGGGCUAUAAAGGCCCCGAUGAGGAUGCAGGUAUAUUAUGUUUUCUGAGCGGGACUCCCGCUCGUAAGAUAGCGGCUAUUGACCAGGACGUUAUCACCCAGGAUGAAGUUCGGAAUUUCCUACUUUUCGCCUUUGGACCGGUGGUGGAGCCUUAUGAGACCGACCACUGUGUGGUGCCUAGAAGACACAGGGAGAUGUUGUCCGAAGCCUGGGGCAACGAGAUACCUGUUAUUAUGGGCGGAAACUCAUUUGAGGGUUUGUUUUCCUACCAAGUGCUAAGAAAUGAUCCUUGGGGACUGAAGAACUUCCACAACAUCCUGCCCAGGGAGGUGAGGGAAGCUAUCUGUCUGGAGGAACAGGAUCAACUUGUUCGUCGCUUGAAGAAACUUUACUUUAAGAACGAAAUGCAGGACUCAAUGGAGGUGUUUGAGGCCCUAAACAUAUUUUCCCAUCGCCAGAUUUGGCACGAUCUGCAUCGCUUGGUUCUCGCCCGUCACACUUAUGCUUCCAGAUCGCCCACCUAUCUUUACCGUUUCGACUUCGACUCCCCGCACUUUAAUCAAUUCCGGCGAUUGGUUUGCGGAGAUCACAUUCGCGGAGUGGCCCACGCCGAUGAACUGUCGUACCUCUUUUACAACAUCAUAGCCUCAAAGCUGGAGAAAUCAUCGAAGGAGUACCAAACCAUAGAGAGGAUGGUGGGUAUGUGGACAUCGUUUGCCUCCAGCGGGAAUCCCAACUGUCCGGAACUGGGAACUGCCAAGUGGGAGCCCGUCCAGCUGAAAGACAACGGAGUAGAAAGGUGCUUUAACAUCAGCUAUGACUUCGAAAUGCGAGAACUACCAGAAGCGGAGUUCCUGGCAGUCUGGGACACUUUCUAUCCCAGGGAGGCCCUCUUCUAGUCCAGGAAUCUAAAUAUCAUAUAUGAGAACGUGCAUGUAUGAUGGAUAGUUAGAAUAUUUUAAAUUUUUUAAGUUUUUGAAAAUGUAUUUAAAAUAAAUUAAUUCAUUCCAUUUCUUAUUUUACAAAAGAGAAUUCUGAAUUUACGAAUAUUGUGUAUUUACUAUAAAUGUCAAUUGCCAAAUAUAUAUAUAUAGAAACGAGA